UCUAUUUACAAUCGAUAUCGUUGGACUUGCCAAGCUGCACAUGUUUAAGAACAAGGGAAUCCACUAAAAUCAUUUUCUUGAGACGACACAAGGUCAGCAAUGCCUCCUAAAAACUCAAAGUUAGGAUCUGAAAUGACUCCGUCUGGUUCGGGAUCAAGAUCUUCGGAUACUUUGUCGCAGCAGAUGAGACAGAACAUCCGCAAUAUGAACGAUCUGGUGCAAGAGUUGCAGGAGAACCAAGAAAACACGGGUCAAGGGCAGCCACGCCGAAACGCCAGCCCUGAGGGGCAAGUGCGUCAGCUCCAAGAUGUGAACGCGCAAAUGCAGAAAUUCAACAAGGAACGGGAGGAUAUACUGCUCCAGCUUCAACAGGAGAUGUGCAACUACGCCACCAUUCAGGAGAAGUUCGAUGAGCAUGAAAAGUCCAUGCAGAUGAUCAUUCAAGAGCUGGAGAAUGAGAAGCAGGAACUGUACGAAGCACUUGACGACGCUUUGGCUGACAGCACUGACAAUCUCGACGAUCUGAACAAGGAAGUGAAGGAGCUCAACUUGCAGCUGGGCAACAUGUCCGAAAACAACACUUGCUCCAUCUGCCUCUUCCAGUGGUCUACAGAAGGCGAACAUUGUCUUGCGUCGCUGAAGUGCGGCCACCUGUUUGGAAGAAAUUGCAUCCGUAAAUGUGUACGCAUGAAUCGCCAAUGUCCGAUUUGCAAAAAGUUUGCUAAUUGGCGUGAUGUGCGCAAAAUUUACAGCAGUGGCAUAAUGUCAUCUAGCUCUUCAGCUCCUAGUAGCAGUGGACAAAGUACUAGUGGACACAGUGCUAGUGGAUAUGGUUCUAGUGGACACGGUACUAGUGGAUAUGGUGCUAGUGGAUAUACUCCUGCUAAUACCGGAGGUAACGCAUAUUACGACAGCGACGACAGCUACUAACAUCAGGAUUAGUUCUUAAGUCUUUUAAUGGCUUCUGGAGUUUUUUUUUAUGAAUACCCUUUGUAGUAACCAGGGAAAUAGCUUGAAAUUUUCCAUCUUAAACACAAAAUGAAUUUGUUAUUUUAAUUAAUAUGAAACAAAGAGGAAUGUAACAAAUGCCAAAUGCAUCUUUUGAAAGUUGUUCUUUUUAAAUAUUUGUCUUUUGUAAGGGCAGAUAAUUUUUGUUUUAUUUCAAACAAAUAUAUGUAUA
Drosophila bipectinata is the source of this 1180-nucleotide messenger RNA. Its product is annotated as E3 ubiquitin-protein ligase RNF8-like. The record is from RefSeq and is a predicted model, not a curated record. NCBI's taxonomy places the organism in Eukaryota, Metazoa, Arthropoda, Insecta, Diptera, Drosophilidae. Gene Ontology annotation, biological process: interstrand cross-link repair; protein ubiquitination. Gene Ontology annotation, cellular component: nucleus. Gene Ontology annotation, molecular function: ubiquitin-protein transferase activity.